CAUUCCAUUUAUGUUGUAUUCUUCUGCAGCUUCAGUCCAAGUCAACUAACAAAAAUCAAUCAAACCAAUACUCGCAACGCCCAGCUCCGAGAUGCUCCCACCAGCCCUCAACAUCCCAAAAUGGCUAGAAGCCAACUCCCACCUCCUCCAACCACCAGUAAAUAACUACUGCGUAUACCACCCGUCCUCCCCCCCGACAGCCGGAUACACCGUGAUGAUCGUGGGCGGCCCCAACGCAAGAACCGACUACCACAUCAACACAACGCCCGAGUUCUUCUACCAGUACCGAGGAUCGAUGCUCCUGCGGACCGUGGACACGUCUGUCUCGCCCGCCAGAUUCCAAGAUAUCCCCAUCCACGAGGGAUCGAUGUUCCUCCUCCCCGCGAAUACACCGCACUGCCCGGUGCGGUUCAGGGAUACCGUGGGGGUGGUGAUGGAGCAGCCGCGGGCGGCGGGGGCCGUGGAUGCGAUGCGGUGGUAUUGCGCCAACUGCGGCCAGAUUGUUUGGGAGAAACAGUUUAUCUGUACGGAUCUGGGGACGCAGGUGAAGGAGGUUGUGGAGGAGUUUGCGGGGGAUCCGGUGAAGCGGACCUGCAAGGCUUGUGGGACUGUAGCGGAGUCUAGAUAUAAAGAGGGCGAGGUGGUUCAGCCUCCUAGGUUCCCGGAGUAAAGAGAAGGGAAACGGUUAUUAUGAUUUGGACUGGACUGGACCUUGCAUGAUGUGAUGAUGGCAAUGAUGAUGUAUUUUAAGACGUGUAUACGAAUGAAGCUUGGUUACGUUUGCAACCGUGGGGGACUGC
Aspergillus ochraceoroseus IBT 24754 is the source of this 800-nucleotide messenger RNA. Its product is annotated as 3-hydroxyanthranilate 3,4-dioxygenase. Gene Ontology annotation, molecular function: 3-hydroxyanthranilate 3,4-dioxygenase activity; iron ion binding. The transcript has 2 exons. Gene Ontology annotation, biological process: 'de novo' NAD+ biosynthetic process from L-tryptophan; quinolinate metabolic process. The record is from RefSeq and is a predicted model, not a curated record. Bases 92 to 670 code for a protein of 192 amino acids. Gene Ontology annotation, cellular component: cytoplasm. Lineage: Eukaryota; Fungi; Ascomycota; Eurotiomycetes; Eurotiales; Aspergillaceae.